AUGCCAGGGCGCGCGCUCUCUGCAAAUGGAGUUGCGUCGCGCGCGCCGCUUUGCAGCUCCGAGUGCAGCCCGGAGCGAGCCCGCCGAGCCGCGGGAUCCCUCGGGGGCGGAAUGAGGGUGGGGGCCGCUGGGGCCCCGCGGCCCCCUCCUGGCCCUCGGCGCGGCCGCGUGCGCCGUGCCAUUGGCCGAGGCGGCCCGGUGGGCGGGAGGAUGACAUCAGCGGCAGUCUCCCAGCUGCUGGCCUGCGCCCUGCUGCUCACGCUGCUCUCGCUCCGGCCCUCCGAAGCCAAGCCCGGGGCGCCGCCGAAGGUCCCGCGAACCCCGCCGGGCGAGGAGCUGGCCGAGCCCCAGGCUGGGGGCGGCGGUCAGAAGAAGGGCGACAAGACUCCCGGGAGCGGCGGCGCCAACCUCAAGGGCGACCGAUCGCGACUGCUCCGGGACCUGCGCGUGGACACCAAGUCGCGGGCGGCGUGGGCCCGCCUUCUGCACGAGCACCCCAACGCGCGCAAAUACAAAGGAGCCAACAAGAAGGGCUUGUCCAAGGGCUGCUUCGGCCUCAAGCUGGACCGGAUCGGCUCCAUGAGCGGCCUGGGAUGUUAGUGCAGCGACCCCUGGCGGCGGAUGGGGAACCGGCUCUGCUGUGCUGAGGUCAUCGCUGGUCAUCGGCAACAUCUGGAAGCACCUCCAACGCAAUGUGGCUUUUACAUUUCUUUUUUUUUCCUGGUACUGGGAAUACACAACACCAGCUAUUUUAUUAUUAUUUGGGGAGGGGGGUGUGAUUUUAUUGUUUGGGUUUUUUUUGAAAAUGAAAAAUAAAAAGUUAUAUAUUAUAUAUAUAUUAUAUACAUGAAACACACACACCUACACCGACUUGAUGACAAGGGACAGUUUUUAAGAGACUGACAAAACCAGCUGUAAAACAUUGCUGUUUGUAAAUUCAUGUCAUGCAUAAAUGUAUUUAUGUUGUAAAGCUAUUUAUAUUGUUUAUAAAGAGAUAUUUAUAAAAAUUUUAUUUAUGUAACUAAAUGGAAGAAGUCAAUCAUUGUAAUGUUUUUGUCCUAACUAGUUGAAAAAUGUAAAAAAAAAAAAAAAAAAAGUCAUUCCA
Carlito syrichta (Philippine tarsier) is the source of this 1105-nucleotide messenger RNA. RefSeq names its product natriuretic peptide C (gene NPPC). Gene Ontology annotation, biological process: receptor guanylyl cyclase signaling pathway; cGMP biosynthetic process. The coding region runs from base 1 to 600 and encodes 199 amino acids. NCBI's taxonomy places the organism in Eukaryota, Metazoa, Chordata, Mammalia, Primates, Tarsiidae. The record is from RefSeq and is a predicted model, not a curated record. Gene Ontology annotation, cellular component: extracellular region. The transcript is spliced from 4 exons. Gene Ontology annotation, molecular function: hormone receptor binding; hormone activity.